Molecule: messenger RNA, 2485 nt
Organism: Hypomesus transpacificus
Lineage: Eukaryota; Metazoa; Chordata; Actinopteri; Osmeriformes; Osmeridae
Product: E3 ubiquitin-protein ligase TRIM39-like
Exons: 1
Coding region: 25-1659 (544 amino acids)
Molecular function (GO): protein binding; zinc ion binding
Source: RefSeq, a predicted model, not a curated record
CACACUUCACGUCUUAUUCUAGAAAUGGCUUCCUGCAGCAGUCUCCUGUCUGAAGAUCAGUUCCAUUGUUCUAUCUGUCUGGAUGUGUUCACUGAUCCUGUCUCUAUUCUAUGUGGACACAACUUCUGCAAGGCCUGUAUCACCAAGUACUGGGACAACUGUGACCUGUGUCAAUGUCCCAUGUGUAAAAUGACUUUUGAUAAGAGACCAGAUCUCUAUGUUAACACUUUCAUCUCUGAGAUGGCUGCUCAGUUCAGGAAGUCGGAGCCACUGACACAAGCUACAAUCAGUCGAGACCUGCGUCCUACUAAACCUGAAGUGUCAUGUGACAUCUGUACAGGUACCAAACUCAAGGCCCUGAAGUCCUGUCUGGUUUGUCUGGCCUCUUACUGUGAGACUCACCUGGAGCCUCAUCAGAGAGUUGCAGCCUGGAAGAAACACAAAUUGAUCGACCCUGUGAAGAACCUGGAGGACAGGAUGUGUCAGAAGCAUGAAAAACUGUUAGAACUCUUCUGUAGGAAAGACCGGACGUUUGUUUGUGUCAUGUGCAUGAGAACAGAUCACAAGACUCAUGGCUUUAUCACUUUAGAAAAGGCGUAUGAACAGAGGAAGAUUAUGCUGGGACAGAUGAUGGACGAGAUGAAGCAGAUGAUGGAAGAAAGAUCUUGGAAGAUUCAGGAGAUCAAACUCUCAGUAGAAACCAGCAAGACAGAUGCAAAGAAAGAGAUAUCAGACAGUAUUCAGGUAUUCAAAGCUCUGGUGCGCUCCAUUGAGAGAAGCCAGGCUGAGCUCAUUGAGGUGAUUGAGGAAAAGCAGAAAGCAGCAGAGAAACAGGCUGAAGGGUUGAUUCAAGAUCUGGAGCAGGAGAUCACUGAGCUGAAGAGGAGAAGCAUUGAGCUGGAGCAGCUCUCACACACUGACGACCACCACCACCUGCUCCAGAGCUUCCCAUCCCUGAGCACCCCUCCACACACCAAGGACUGGUCUGAGAUCAGUGUCCACAGUGGUCUGAGUGUGGGGGCAGUAAGGAGAGCUGUGUCUCAGCUGGAGGAGACACUCAAUAAAGAGAUGGAGAAGCUGCCUGAAGUCAAGCUGAAGAGGAUUCAGCAGUAUGCAGUAGAUGUGAUUCUGGACCCUGAUACAGCAUGUCAUCAACUCAUCCUGACUGAGGAUGGGAAACAAGCGAGACAUGAAGAAAUAGAGCAGGAUCUCCCUGACAACCCAGAGAGGUUUGAUUAUUGUGCCCGCGUCCUGGGAAAGCAGGGUUUCUCCUCAGGUAGGUUCUACUAUGAGGUGCAGGUUGAGGGGAAGACUGGGUGGAUUCUGGGAGUGGUCAGAGAGUCCAUCAACAGGAAGGGAAGGAUCAUACCAAGUCCUAACAAUGGAUACUGGACUAUAUGGCUUAGAACUGGAGGUGUGUAUGAAGCUCGGACUGGCCCUGAUGUCCUCCUCUCCCUGAGACAGAAGCCCCAGAAGGUGGGGGUGUUUGUGGACUAUGAGGAGGGUCUGGUCUCUUUUUCUGAUGUGGAGGCCAGGUCUCAUAUCUACUCUUUCACUGGCUGCACCUUCACUGAGAAACUCUAUCCACUCUUCAGUCCUGGUUUGAUUUAUGGAGGUACAAACUCUGCCCCUCUGAUCAUCACUCCUGUCACACAUUGAAAAACGAUGAAAAUGUGAUUACAAAAUAUUAAUCUGAACACACUGAAAAAAAAGACGUGGUGUUGCCACAGGGAAAGUGUCACUAUGAUUACAAAACAAAUUCAGAAUCAGAUAUUCUCUAGUAAUAGUUUCCUCUGAUGGUUUAAUGAAUGUUAUAAACAAGUGUAUGAUUAUAAAACAAAGGAUAAACAAAGCAAAAAAAAUAAUGGAAUUAUCAAAAAUGAUAUUUGAAUAAAUCAUGAAUGAAUGACAGAUUCAUGAAUGUGUGUCUGAUAUUUUACAGUAAUCACAAUCAUUACCUUACAUCUAGUUAGCCUUUAUAUAACCCAUCCUCUGCUUGUAUUACACACCUCUUACGGAUACAUGUGUGUUCCCCACAUCUGGUGUUGUCCUCCACUCUAGGUUCAUCUUCAAGGUCAGGGGUCAGCAAGGUCAAUCCUGAAUCUACUGAUCGUCCUCCUCUGUCCACCAGAGGGGACACAUGUCAGGUCUUUGUUCUCAGUACCUCCAUCUGGGUUGUCUCUUCCUCAUCUCUUCUUUCUCAUCUCUUUACUGAAUACAUGGAGCUCCCUGACCUUGAAGCGAAGAGAGUUUUGCAAAGACUCUCCUGACUCCUUCUGUUGUCAUUCUAAUCUUACAGUCUGAAGUAAAUUGUUCUCUUCUGUCAGCUGUUGAGCAUUUGUAUUUACUGUCACUCAUUGUCACAGACUCAGACAUAUAUACACACACUUGUUACAGACUGCAUUUUAUAUUUGUCAUGUCAGGCAUUCACCACUAGAUGUCCCCCUACAUCAACACAUACAGUAUUUUAUCUAGACUUGUAGGA